Molecule: messenger RNA, 4755 nt
Organism: Pomacea canaliculata
Lineage: Eukaryota; Metazoa; Mollusca; Gastropoda; Architaenioglossa; Ampullariidae
Exons: 4
Coding region: 384-2354 (656 amino acids)
Source: RefSeq, a predicted model, not a curated record
AACGGGACCUCAAGGCUGUCGGUCGGGUGUCAUGUUGCCGAGUGGUUCGCAGACGUGGGUUUCUGAGGUUUUACAGCAGACGACAAUAAUCAAGCACGUGCCGACACCUGCAGAAGCCUUUUCGCUCAGAGCAGACCACCGCACUAUCUACGUCCGUCGUCUUGGGAAGACACUAUCACACUACUUGUACAUGUCAGCCAACUUGCUGACACACGCUGGAAGACACGUUGUCCUUAUCCAGCCAUGAUCGUGCCUAGCAACCUACACCUUGUCUGCUUCUUGGAACAGCAAAGCUUCUUUCUUUUGUGAUCGGAUCUAGUGAUGUAAAUAAUUUUCCAAACACAAGAGGAGCCUUGGUGUUUGAGGCAGAACCCUUCGUGAGCAUGGAAACGGCGUCAGUUGAACUCAGCAACACGGUGAUGGCAGAAACCAGUGAGCUUCAGCAACUUUGGGGAACAGGAACUCCGUUCUCUGGGGCCGACUUCACGAAACCCCGAGUUCUGUACUCCGUUUUAUCCCCCGCUCGCCAUCUGUCGUUCAUCAAGUCCAGUAACUCUCAACCCCAAGGCAUCUUGCCUCAUGUCUUACCAUCUUCCAGCACCAAGACCAUCUUUGAAGCCCCGUUCUGCUUCAGCAAUGUGCCCAGCCACCCAAGCGUUCACAGCAACAAUGAUGUGCAGCAAGUCUUUCCAUCCAACAGGCGGGAAGAUCCACACAACAAGGUGAAUGAGGGCCACGAUAACAGCCUAGCCUUUGAAUUUGUACCUGACGGCGCCAUAGUCAGAGACGAAGACGUACAUGAUGAAGUGCGCCAGGACGGUGUCGACAAGCAGGGGAAGGGGUCAUUUCCGGGAGAUCUGAUCCUGCCGCCUCUGACCAGCUUCCCCAACUUUCCUUCCAGGUGGCGUAAAAAGUGGCCCCGUUCCCAUGGAAAUACUGUGCGCAGCACCUCGUCUCCCACUUGCGGCUCAAGUCGCAUCACAAAGCGAACUAAGAACGGGCAGAGACGCUUCGCACCAACCAAGAACAAGAAGCCGAACGAAACAGAAUUCGAAAGUGCAAUCCCUAAGGAGCAAGACCUGCGUUUGGACACCAGCCUGCUUUCGUACAAUACAAGCGAUCAACCGCCACACACCUUCCUUCAGAGCUUGCCAGUGAGGGAGAGAGGGGCAGCUACCCCUACAUACGAGGACUACCCAGCAGCGUACUGGGAGUUACGUUCUUUGACGAUCCAGCGUCCAAGCGACCUGAAAGAAGACAUGAUUGACAGGGACCGGUACCGCCUGCAGCAGAUCUCCGCUCUCCGGUUGCGGGCUUUCCAACAGGAGAGUGUUUCCAGCAAGCUGGACUCAGUUCGCAAGUGGCAGCAACAGAUUCGAGACGGCAACCCCGGCCCAAGACGGGAAGAGGAGACAAGUUUUCAUGCGUCCGAUUCCCACGCUCAGGUUAAAGCCGAAGGAAGGAGUAUUAACGACAAAAGUCCAGCAGCAUUGGUUGUGACAUCAGUGUCUCUCCCUGCUUUCGGUCAGAAUAAAUUAAAGACUGGCGUCGUUAAUGAUGCAUCUUCGCUUGCUGCUGUUCCUCUGACUCGCGGACAGGAGACAGAGCGAUUAUCUCCAAGAGAACAGGGGCCAGCAGCAACAGAAGUGGAGAUCGGAGAAACCUCGAAAGAACCAGUCGUGAAAGUUAUGAAGGCAUCAGUCCUCAAUCUGCACAUUGAGACAGCCGGAAGAUCGCCAUCUCACAUGACCCUCGACAAUGUCAGACACAGAGAGUCGACAUAUGCAACUGCCGACACGUCCAACCGCCAUCUCCACGGUCAAGUUCAGCCUGAAAGUCGUCGACUCGCUAAUAGUCUGCCUUCCAUUGGCGACGAUUUGCUGGCAAAACCUCAAAACGGUCGUCCACACAUGUUUACCUCUGGGCCAGCUCGCAUGCCUCCUUUGCCGGAUUCGGCAGUUGCAGCUUUUGACAUGAAAGCCAGGACAGCUCAGGGUCACACCGUGCCUCCGAGUCAUCCGAGGACCACUGGGACAAAGAUUCUGAGAAAGUUCACCCGCCUGCAGGUUUUUGGAGAGAGGUUUUCGGCCAAUGAACAGCAAGAGGACGACGAAGGGUGGAGCCUGCUAGUCACGCCUCCGGACAGCAGAAGGCCUUACUUGACUCAGCUCCGCCCUCCGUCGUACCGACUGGAUCUGAAGAACUACCCGCCUCAUCCGCACGGCUCCGUUGGUGAACAUCCGGGUAGUAGCAUCAAGUUAGUUCACAUGUCACCACGUCGCUCCGAUCCAGUUACGUUUCAUUUCCAGGGCGGUGAGGUCAUCAUAUCUCGCCAUGGACCUCAACAGGCGUAACGGUGACGUGACUCGGUCUGUGGUGACGUCCUUCUCGCGAAUGGUUUCAGCAUGCGGUGACGCCACACACACGGUGUCAGUACGUGAUGGGGUGGGCACUCUAAUCGUGUGGCGAUGCUUUGGGCUCCAUAGUAGGACCCCACGACAGACAGCAAGCGGGACAGACUUGACCGAUUAUAAGGACGACAUGAAUUUUACACCUGUACAAGUCUGUGACUACUUCUGUGAGAGAGAACAUCUGUGCUGAUAGACACGCCUGUAAACCAAGGGAGAUUACUCCGUGUUUGUAUUGUGAGAGCAUUUGCCACUUCAGGGGAGGUAACAGCAGCGGCCUCGCCAUGUGAUACCAGGGUACAGUUAGCACAAGUACACUGUGUAAAGCUAAUAAUUGUGAUUUCAGUUGUUGGCAGAACUUUAUUGGUGCACGGCAUUUCUAGUGUCAAAAUAAUACAGAGUGAUUUUAACUUGAGCAUUAUAAAGCCAUUUUAGGUGUUAGGAAAGAAUUUUCAGUCAGAAAUAUUCUCUUAAAGGACUGGUGGAGUGGAAAACGUUCUUUAAUGAUUCAUAAACUUCAGUAAGAUACUGUUUUUUCCCCAAACCUGAGUGAAUACCCUCCUCGAAAUACACACCUGCAAACAUCACCUUUCACGGGAACACCAACAAACACCACCAUGCACUGGACAACAUCGCAGACGUCAUCAAUACUUGAACUUUAUUGGUCACAGGGCCUCAGUCCUCCCAGCUCUUUGGGAGUAUUAACUAAACACAGUGGGGCGGCACUAUUUUAACUCUUUGGGUGCAUGGAGACUGCUUCCUGAAUAGUGUCCCUGAUGGUGUUCUGGGUUGAUGUGGGUAUGAAGACUCAAUUGUGUGAUUAAUAAUAAGCAAUGUGCAAAGCCGGGUACAUUUGGUAGUCAGUGUGUACAGUACACGGCGUCGUUGUUUACAUCUCUGCCUCUGUUAUCUUACUUUUUGCAUAUGGUGUCUCGUUAAUUUUUGAUAGUGUCAAAGUCUUUAAAAUCAACUCAGUGUCUUAAGAAAUGCAUCCAACAAUUUAGGUUUAAUAGUUAACUUAGAUAAGCCUACUGUGGGCUUUUUAUCUGCUCAAGAAAAAUGGCUGCAGGUCUUAUCUGUUGUUACAAAUAUCUAUCUUCUCAUCUGUCUUUCUCCCACACUUUAAAACGAAAUGGUCUGGGAUUAGAUUGAAUGCCUAGGGUGCUUUGGUCCAUCGGCGAUUAUUCCUCAGAUGCCUUUUUAAAAAUACUUGAUGGGCAAAUACAACCCAUGAUGACUUAAGCUUCUGAAGUUGCAAAUUUAAAUCCCAUUGAAACAGUCCUUUCUACGAGUACCAAUACAAACCCCAAACAGACUAGUUUACGACGAUGAGUUGUGUUAACCCUUUUUUUAUCAAUAUCUUUGUAGAAACUGUUAAGUACUGGUUACUUAUUUUAAGCAUGCCCGUAAAUAGACUCUUUGACAAAGCACACAAUGUGUUGUUACAUAUCCAUAACCAAAACAAAGUGACGUGGGCUUCUUCUAUGUAUUUUCUGUUGUUUAGUUAUGGUUUUAGACAUCUUAGGUAGAGCCAAGGGGUUUGCGACCAAGUCCUUUUGUUUCUGCUUCUAAAAAGAGGUUUCAUGAUUGUUAUCAACAAUAUUGGCAAUCAGAUAUUAUGUCUAAAGAACGCUAUGAACUAUGUUAAUCUUGUAAAUUCUUUCUGGGUCAGUGUACAUUUACAGGUAUAUGUUUACCAAAUGCUGGUGUUCGAAGUGCCUUGACUAGUUCUAGAUUAGGUGUCUCAUCGACAAAAUCACAUCCUUAAGACCCGCAAUCAACCCCUUGCUAUGAAUUGUAACUGCCGAAGUUAGAACAGAAUUUUAUUUUGUUUGCCCGGUAUACAUUAGUCUCCGAGAGAAAUUCAUACCUAUAUAGUUUCGUACAUGGCUAUCUAGUUUCACGCUAACAUUGUUAUUUAGCUCCACAAACGCUAACAUCCUGUUCAACCUAUCGCCAUUCGUUUUUAAGGCAUUUCAAAGUCGUAUGGAUAUUUCCUGAAUAAGAAUAUUGUUUGAAAGUCAGUGUGUUGAUGCAACUUUUGUCGGAUUGAAUAUGUAUUUCUUGGACUUUUUAUACUAUGUAUGGCUUAUAACCUUAUUUAUGUACCUGUAAAAUCACCGACCAAUAAAUAUGGAUCGAUGGCCUAAUCAAUAAAGUUCUGAAUUCUCCACCUCUUUCUGUCUUUCUACUUUAUGCUGCAUUAUUCAGUAAAUGAAUGGACACACUUUGAAUUUUAGAGAGAAUACAACAGUGUGAUGAUGUGGAUAAAUUAGUGAUUGAUGAUUUGUCUUGUCUUAAUUUUACAAGACGAAGGACAGUGUUUACAGUUCACCGUUACGGCAGG